GUCUCCUGUGUUUCCAUGCUGAUGUUUGUGUGUACCAUGACAACAGAGGCUAGCGCGGUGGGCGAGGCGGACACAGAGGGCAAGCCGAAGCCCAGUGUAGCAGAGGCAGAGAGAAGACCGGAGACCAAGCAGAGCUCGGAGGCAGAGAUACAACUGGAGAACAAGCAGAGCCCAGAGCCAGAAACAGAGAGAGAACCGGAGAACAAGCAGAGCCCAGAGGCAGCGGAGCCAGAUAGGGAGAAGCCCAGCCAGAAGACCCAGGAGCAGGCCUCACAGCCUGGCUCCACAGAGACCCCCAUCUUCACCACCACCACUGAGGAGGAGCAGCUAGUGAAGCCCCGCCAGCGCACCUCAGCCAGCCGGGGCCUCUCACGCCUCUUCUCCUCCUUCCUCAAGCGGCGCUCGCAGUGCUCAGACGUAGAGUGGGCUGAGGUCGAGAAGGCGGAGAAGGACAGGAAAGAGAAGGCAGAGGCUGGAACAAAGGAGGAAAAGUUAGAGCAGGCCAAGGGGGAGGAGAAGAAAGAGGCAGAGGAAAGGGGGGAGAAGAAAGAGGAGGAAGAAGCAGCAAAGAAAUCAAAGAAGAAAGAGGAGGAAGAAGCAGCAAAGAAAGCAGAGAAGAAGCAGAAGAAAGAAGAGGAAGAAGCAGCAAAGAAAGAGGCAGUGAAGAAGAAGAAAGAAGAGAAAGAGGCAGCAAAGAAAGCAGAGAAGAAGAAGAAAGAGGAAGAAGAGGCAGCAAAGAAAGCAGAGAAGAAGAAGAAAGAGGAGGAAGAAGCAGCAAGGAAAGCGAAGAAGAAAGAGGAGGAAGAGGGGAAGAAGAAAGAGAAAGAAAAUAAAGAGGAGGAGAAGGGGAAGAAGAACGAGGCGAAUAAAGAGGUAAAGAAGAACGAGGAGAAUAAAGAGUUAAAGAAGAAAAAACGGAAGGGCAAAAAGAAAGCAGGGGAGGAGCACAAAGCAGGGGAGCAGUCCACAACAGAGGUGCAGGUGAAAGCCCCCAUCGCAGCCCCGGAGCCAGAGCUCAGAGCAGAGGCGGAGGGGGAGGCUGAACCGGAGAGGCAGGAGGAGCCGGUAGAGGCCCAGGACCAUCACUCCAUCAGCAGUGCAGAGACACAGGUGAGUGAGGGAGACAAUGAACUUCUCACCUAG
Oncorhynchus tshawytscha (Chinook salmon) is the source of this 1143-nucleotide messenger RNA. RefSeq names its product vicilin-like seed storage protein At2g18540. The coding region runs from base 16 to 1143 and encodes 375 amino acids. The transcript has 3 exons. The record is from RefSeq and is a predicted model, not a curated record. Lineage: Eukaryota; Metazoa; Chordata; Actinopteri; Salmoniformes; Salmonidae.